AUCCUGGGGUGGGAAUGUAGAUCACAAGCAACCUUCUCUGUCACAACGAAUGUUCGCUUUACAUUCACACACAGAAUGAGAUCCACCGCACCAAAAAAGCUGUUGUCCCUGAGAGUGAAUUCACAAGUGGACACAUUCAUCACUGUGUGAGAUGGCCACCGCUGGUUAAAUAAGGCAGAGGGAAAGUUCAGGUGCCCUGACACCACUUUGGACUAUGCUUUCCAUUGGAGGCAAUUCAUAUAUUCAGCUGCAAAUCACUGAGUAAUGUAUGUGAAUGUGUACAUCAGCCUUGAGCUACAUUUUACUUUAUAUGCUCUUCUUAUUUUACAUUUAUUUAACAUCAACAGCGUGCGAGUGCUCUCAUAGUAAUAAUAAUAAUAGUAAUAAUAAUUUAUUAAUUGUACACAGUGCUUUUUUCUGGGGGUACUGGCACCUUUCCCCCACAAAUGUUAAAAGUGUGGCAUUUAUUAGAAUGACUUCAUGGUGAGUACCGGCACCUUUUUUUCUUAAAAAAAAGCACUGUUUGUACCCCACCCAUCUGACUGGGUUGCCCUAGCCACUCUGGGCGGCUUCCAACACAGGAUACACCAGACAUUUGCUUGAAAAAGGUCAGUGAGAUAUAGGGGUUAGAGCAGCCUUAGUCCCCAGAUGUUAUUGAACUACAACUCCCAUCACCCUAGCUAGCAAGAACUGAGCUCAGAGCUGAUGGGAGUUGUAGUCCAACAACAUCUGGGGACCCACAGGUUGAGAACCGCUGGGUUAGUGUCAAAUUAUGUUCUGACUGAGCUUUCAAAGGUAUGAUGCUUCUGACUGUCAGCUGCUGGGAAUCCAAAAUGGCGAGAGUGCCCUUGGUCACCCAGUUGGCUGGACUUUGAUGAGCCUCCCAUCCGAUCCAACAGGGCUCUUUUUAUGCUCUUCUGUCCCUAAGAGAGGACCCUGGUGGAAAAAAGGACCAUCAUGGAAGGAGGCUGGAGAUGAUUCAGGCAUAUUGUUAUGCACAAAUAAAUGUUCAUUAGCAGACUGAAUGUAAUUUUCUAUGAUAAAUCCAGCCACAGGGAACAUGGCACAGGAGUGCCUUUUGAGAUGCAAACCACAGGAAUAUAAUAUGAGAGGUUUUAUAGACAAACAGGGCAAAACUGUUCCAGACUGAACCACUUUAGCUGGGGUUGGGGGUUGCAUGGCUGAACGCAUAUCUAUUGUUGCAUGCCACUCCAAUCUCCGAGUGGGGUUCCAGGUGCCUGCCGAGGGUUCAUGAUUCCUCUGGGAAAUGAGGCAUAGUGGAGACUGUAGUGUCUUUCUAAUAUAUGGUUUAUGUCCACCUAUAUACAACCUGAGCCUACAAUGGACGGGCUCACAGCGUAAACACCCCAAAAGGGCCUUGUUUCUCCCAUAGCUGCAACCUUGGAUUCAAACAGAAAUCAAACAUUGCUCUCAAAUAUUGCUCUUCCUCUCUCCAGAUUGCUGCUUUCCUUGCUAGGUCACAUCACUGCUCCUAUUAAAACUAAACUCUGGUUUUAUCUGUUGAGGGAGGGGCCCCCACAUAUUUGCUAUCUCACACCACGCCCUUAAUGUCUCAUCGCCCACCCAGGCUAUCACCUGACAGUGAGAGCUGUUUGACAGCAGAAGUUGGGGACUCUCCUUCCUUUGAGGUUUUAAGCAGGCGUAGGAUGGCCAUCUGUCAUCUAUGCUUUAGCUGAGAUUUCUGCAUUGCAGGGGUUGGACUAGAUGACCCUUGGGGUUCCUUCCAACUCUAUGAUUCUAUGAGCUCACCAGGAGGCUAGCCUGGCUGUUCCAAGAGUUAGGAAUUUUGAUUAAAUUCUAACACCUGCUGGAUCCAGCGAUUAGAGGGGUCUAGCACCCAGGUUAAGACCCCAAACUCAUAACUAUAUUUUAAAGCUCCCUGAGCAUAAAAAUUAGAGAAGGACGCUAAUAUAUAUUUCUCCCGAGCAGCAAAUCAGCAAACGUCUCUAAAGCCUGUGCAAAACUAUUCAAGGAUCAGAAUAGGUCUCCUGAAUACAGAGUGAGCAGGAACUUUCUGUCCAGUAUAUAUUUUUUCUUCCCACAUAAGAGUAAAGAUUUCUCCUAAUUGGACUGUUUUGUUCAAAUAAUCCUCUCUUGCCACUAAUCACACCCUGAGCCAUUAAGUGGAAAUUACUGUCAAGACAACUUUCUUUCUAGCUGCAAAGAGAACAAAAAGGUAAAGGGGGGAAUCUACAGGUAAAGGCAAGUAGACCAGUUCAGUUUCCAUCACACUGCUACCACCUGCCAGAAAACCUUUUGGAUGAGUACCUGAUAUCAUAUCUGACUCAUAGGCUGAAUCAGAUGAGGGUUAUUUUCUGUCCAUCAUCAAUCAGCAGGGUAAAAACACAAAAGAAUAAAAUACAUGGGUUAUUUUUUUAAAAAACAACCAUAACAACAAAGUACACAAAGCUAACAUCUUAUGAUGAGUUUUGUAAACUGGCCAAGAAAGUUCAUCAAACUGAAAUGGAUUGAUCAUUCCCUCUAAUAGCCAACUCCAGUGGCUGAGUGCCUGUCAGUCUGGAAGCACAUGGUUCCCCUUGAAAAUAAGGUUGCUUUUAGAGACAUGUGUAUAGCAGGGGUGGCUCACCUGUGAUCUUCCAGAUAUUGUUGGAUUCUCAUUAUCCCUGACUAUUGGUCUGACUGAGGCUGAUGGGAGUUAAUCUAAGCAGCUAUACUUCAUUUUCAUUUAUUUCAUUUCAUUUAUAGUGGUACCUCGGGUUUCAGACACUUCAGGUUACAGACGCUUCAGGGUACAGACUCCGCUAACCCAGAAAUAGUACCUCAGGUUAAGAACUUUGCUUCAGGAUGAGAACAGAAAUUGUGCUCCGGCAGCACGGUGGCAGCAGGAGGCCCCAUUAGCUAAAGUGGUGCUUCAGGUUAAGAACAGUUUCAAGUUAAGAAUGGACCUCCAGAACGAAUUAAGUUCUUAACCCGAGGUACCACUGUAUUAAAUUCCUUCAUCUGAGGACCCCCCCCCGGGGGGGGAGGGUUACAAUAUAAAAUGGGGGGAAAGUACAUAACAUAGUCACAAACAGAAACGAUAGCGCCCACAGCAUUUCAUUAGCAGUACCUGGGAAUUGCAAUGGUUGUUUUGUGUGAGCCACCCUCAAACAUAGAGCUGCAAUCUUAGGUCUUGGAUUGCACUGUUGCACAAGCAGAAUUUAAAAGAUAUUGCGCACUGAAUUCACCUUUCUGGGUCAGCAGAAACAGAGGAAAGCCUUUCUCCUUCAGACAAGAUUGUCUCUUUGUUCCUGAGGAAGCCGUUACUGAUUACAGUAGAGGAACCUAACCUUGGAUCCUGCCCUAGCACCAAGAUCCUAACAUGCGAUCUUGAAAUGACACUAGAUGGAUUCAUUCUGCUGCUCCACUCCCCUGGCUUCUAACCAAGUAGGUCAAAGUUUUCUACAUUCCUCAUAACCCAUAUAACAUGAGUGAGAGCCGUUCAUAUCCUUCAAAGUGCCAAAAUAUAUGAAAUCUAAGUACCACAAUGCAAUUGGGUUGUACCUUGAUGUACAACUGGGCAGGAGACAGAGCAGACUUCCUUCUCAUUGCAGUUCAAGUUCUGAAGCAGAGGUGGGGGGGGGUGUUGAAACAGGGGCGUUAGCCAUCCUACUGCCUAGCAAAUGAAUGUCCUUGUCCAUCUCUGUGGCAUUUAGCAACUGAGCCUGGAAAUUGUACAUGAUGGAGAAAGCUAGGAAAAAGUUUGCAGACCAGCAACCCAAGAUUGAUUUCUCUGCAUCUGCAUUAUCAAUGGCAUAAGCAUUUCGUGCAGCCAAGUCACACAGCUUGUGCAAUCAUUUGCAAAUUUGAUGUCUCUAUCUAUCUAUCUAUCUAUCUAUCUAUCUAUCUAUCUAUCAUCUAUCCAUCUAUCUAUCUAUCUAUCUAUCUAUCAUCUACUGAUCUAGUGGUUUAUUUAGGGCUUUGUAAAGAAGAAGUCAUCCUUCCACUCCUUGAAGCGAGGCCUUGAGGCCCCUCAUCUUCAAACCAAGCAGGGCCUGGCAUCCAAAAACGUCUUCACAAAGUCACCCCGGAUGAGUCACUAAGAUCUGCUUUGAUGAUUCAUCGGGGGCCUCCUGGGACGAUGGCACAAGAGGCAUCUUGGAGAGGCCUGGAAGGAGAGGGCUCCUUCCUACGUAGAUACAAACCCCAGAUUGCAUCAUCUGGAAAAACCACACGGAAGACGGCUCUCUGCGUGCAGACUCUCAAGUAGGGGGCCACCACCCCCCAAAAGAAGGAAGGAAGGAAGCGAGCGAGCCCUGAGGUGACUGGAUGCUGAUCCGUCUCCAUCACGCCUUGGGGCGGCCUGUGCGGGUGGGGUCUUCUCAUGUGACUCACAUGAUAAAUACCAGGGAGCAAUUAGGCUGAGGCAGAGGAAGCUCUCUGGCCCUCCCCACCGCCAGGAAUAUAAAGUGGAGAGAGUUGGCUUGGUGUGCAUUCACUGAGCCCCACACCCAGGGAAGCAGCAGCGUCCUCUCACAGUAAGUGCCCUCUCCGUGCUUCAGCGUUGGCUCCUUGCCUUAGGCAUCACUUGCAUCCAGGUUCCUGCAUCUCUCCGCAGCAUCCAGCGGGAGGACCAGUCGCCUUUGCCUUCUUUUCAUCUCGUCUAGGCUGAGAUGCGCCGGCAAGGAGGGGAAAGCCUGUAUUCAACACACGCCCACCCCUCACAUUUCUCUCUCUCUGUCUCUGUCUCUUUGCUACAGCUUCUCAGAACUUUUCAGCAGCCGUAGGGCGAGAGGAGGGGACGACGGUCCGGGCUUUUCCUCGACGGCAUCCUCUCCACCUCCUGCCGUCCCCACCAAGGCUUCCUCGGGCUGCUCCUCGACGUGGAGGAAAGCGGGCGGCGGCGACGAUGAAAUUCCUGGCGGUUUUGACCGUGCUGUUCCUAGUCUCGGCUCAAGCAUUUGCGGAAGAGCUGGGAGACAACGAGGAGCUGAAUUACUGGUCGGACUGGUCCGAUGGCGACCAAAACAAGGUGAGCGAAAGAUGCUUUUCAAGCCCCGACGGCUACGUCCGGUGGUGGCUUUUUUUCGACGGUGGCGCGCACGGGCGGUGGGGUGUUACUGGGAUCGUGCUGGUUUUUGCUGUUGAGUUUGAACUGGUUCUAAAACCAGAGAUCACGUCUGGGGAAAGUCCUGGGCUUCACGGGUACACAGCGAUUUUCUCCGGGGCGUGUGUGUGUGUGUGUGUGUGUGUGUUUAUUAGACAGGGAGAGGAAGGCAAAUCCACAGGGUUGGUUUUUUUCUCAAAACCCUCGUCUGUCCAUGCAACUUGCCAACAUGUUUCUCCCCAGCAAAGGAAUUCACAGCGUCGUCGGAGAAACUGCGGACGGUUCUGUGGAUGCCCCGUUAAAGAUUAGAAGCAAAGGAGACCGAGAAAGAAAGAUAUAUUUUUUUCAUCGCUAGCUAUACUCAGAGCAGAUCCCUUAAAAGUAACGGGCAUGGCUCCCGUAUGUACAUUAAUUUCAACGUAUCUACUCUGAGUAGGGCUUAGUUGGACGCCACCCAAUGCACUUUCUUUUUAUUUCUUCGUUCAUAUUAAGGCUGCCGUCCUUUCCUUGCGAACGGCCAAGCCCCGAUGAACGCAGGUGGGGUUUAUGCAUCGGACAGCGCCGCAAAACUGCAAUCCGAUGCACGCUUAAUCUGAGAGUAAAUCCGAGCCAAGAGGGUGGGAGUUUACUUCGGAGUUAAGCGUGUUUUAGAUUCGGCUGGCUGCGCAGCCAGAGCUGAGAAAAUGGGAAAAUUUUAUUCGUUUCGGACACGGAAGAUGCAGUGUGUUUUAUAAGAACUCCUAUACCAUCCUAAUGAAACAACUUCUGAGCGGAUUGCACUGGGAAGCGGGGCGCAGGGGUCGUUUGGAGUUCGAUCCUUAAAAAUUCCCAUUUCUUCCCCUGCCAGACCCCACCAGAGAUAAUAGAUAACAAAGUUGAGAGGCUACUUCUUUGAGAUUUCAACUUCCUUCCUCACCCUCCCAAGACUGGUUACAUUAGCUCAUGGGGCAAAAGUGUCACACAGGUUCCAGGUAUAGGAUAGAGGGAUAGAAAUACAGUGGCACCUGAAGUUACAGAUGCUUCAGGUUACAGGCACUUCAGGUUACAGACUCCGCUAACCCAGAAAUAGUACCUCUGGUUAAGAACUUUACCUCAGGAUGAGAGCAGAAAUCAUGUGGCGGUGGCGCGGUGGCAGCGGGAGGCCCCAUUAGCUAAAGUGGUACCUCAGGUUAAGAACAGUUUCAGGUUAAGAACGGACCUCCAGAACGAAUUAAGUUCUUAACCCGAGGUACCACUGUAGAGAAAAGUCAGUUCUAAAGUGCUCCUGUCCUGUGGAAUAACAUUUCUGUCAAGCUCCACAGGUGCCCACUAUCUUUACCUUCUAGAAAGACACAUUUGCUCCAACAGCCUUUCCCAGCCAGAUAGGUGGGUCUUUGUCCUUAGUGUCUAUUUUGUAUUGCAUUACUUUUGUACUAAAUGUAUUGGUUGGUUGGUUGUGCAUUUGUGUUUUGCUGUUUUUCACUGCUUUUAUUGUGCAUCACUUUGGGGCGAUUGCUUGGAAAGCAAAUAAUAAAUUAUUAUUGAGAAUAAUAACAACAGCCAGGUAGUGCCUGAAUAUAGGGAUAAGAAUCUGUGGGUCUCCCAGGUGCUAUUCAGGUUGCUUAUCUGCAAGCCACCUGCAUGCCAAGGUUAGAGUGCAUUCCCCACAUUCAGGGUUGCCUGCAACAGCAGGAUGUGGGAAAACACAGUAUCUAGACCAGGGUAGACAGAGGUUGCUGGACUCCAAAUCCCACCAUCCUCAAUCAUUGGUUUUCUGGCUGGGGCUGAUGGGAGUUGUAGUCCCAACAGGAUCUGUAGGGCACCACAUUGACUAUUAUUGAUCUAGACUAUGCCGGUAGCACAGUGCCCAUAAAAUGGAAAGAUGCUUCGGAGCCUAUGAAACAUGUGUCCUCCUGCAACAGUUCCUGGUCUUGCUUCCAACUUUGCACCAGAAAAUUUGAAGCAGGAGGCUUCUGGGCAGACAUGCAUCCAAAUUAUUUAAAGACUCCAAUGUCCUUUCCAUCCUUUCAGGUCAAUUCCAUCCAUGCCCUGCUCUGUUUCAGAUUGGAGUGGUGGCAGUGGUGGUUUUCUCUUGCUGUCAUUUCCCCCUUCUUUUUUCCAGUACUGGAUACAGUCUUUGGGGCAUCUUUAAGGGUGAUGGAAGACAAUGACAAGGAUUCUUCUCUAUCACUAAUACACAAACACAAACGACAGCAAAGCGCUCCUGAACUGUAAUGCAAAUUAUAAUGGGAUGAGAAAUAGGGAGUGAUUACCAGUGGGCACAGGAUAAAAGAGGAAAAUCUCAAGGGCAAGCUAUAUAUUUCUUAAUACAGUGGUACCUCGGGUUACAUACGCUUCAGGUUACAUAGACUCCGCUAACCCAAAAAUAAUGCUUCAGGUUAAGAACUUUGCUUCAGGAUGAGAACAGAAAUCGUGCUCCGGCGGCACAGCAGCAGCGGGAGGCCCCAUUACCUAAAGUGGUGCUUCAGGUGAAGAACAGUUUCAGGUUAAGAACAGACCUCUGGAACGAAUUAAGUACUUAACCCGAGGUACCACUGUAAAUACAAUAUGUAGGCUGAGCUGCAGCCGUCAGUUUCUCUGAACUAUGUUGUUUUACCUUGUCAUACUGGGGUUCUGGGAAAACUUCCAUAGCACUGGAAUUUUUUUAUCUUUCUUGGCAUGUAUAUACAGGAUUGCAGUAGGGUUCAAUACCAUAAAAUCACUCAUCAAAAACCUGUAUCUAAUACUUAAGUUAAGGUUGGAUAACAUCCACAAAUUCUCACUGUGUGUUGCAGAAACCUGGCUACUAACUCUGUCUUAUCCCCAUUCUGAAUAAACACAAGGAAGGCUACCUUACAUUCAUCUGCAUGCCAUUCCCUACUAACAACCAACUGAUUAAUAAACUUAGAUCGAAUUGUCUGAUAGCAGGGGCAGUGCAAAAGAACAUGCACAACUGAUUCUAUUUGUCUCUGCCCACAGUAACAAUGGAUAUAGGCAAUAGGGGAAUUGCAAUGGGGUCCUAAGUUUGCUCUGCAGCGCUGCUCUCCAAAGGCAUGUUUCUUAAGCAAAUAAUGUGAGAUCGUGUGAGAUUUUGUCAGUUUCAAGACCUCCUCUGCAGUUUGCUCAAAUAAUACAGUUUUGGAAUGUGAAAUUGAGUGCAUCUGUAGCACAUAUCACUCCAGGGUUCCUCACCCUGCAAAACGCAGUGAGGUGGAAUCUGGACUGAACACCAGGGUUUGCUUGCUAUUUGUUCUCCAGUGGUUUAGAACAGGGAAAUUGAAUCUCUUUUACCUCUCUACAAUGUGGGAGGGAAGGGUUAGAAACCUAGCUCAGUUGGUAGAGCACGGGUUGUGGGUUCGAACCCCACAUUGGGCAAAAGAUUCCUGUGUUGCAGGAGGCUGGACUAGAUGACUCUCGUGGUCCCUUCCAACUCUACAAUUCUAUGAUUCUAUGUGACUUUCCAGGCAUUGUUGUACUACAACGCCCAACAUCUCUGACCAUUGGCCAUGCUGGCUGGAGUUGGAGUCCAGCAACAUCUGGAGAGCCACAGCUUCCUCACCCAUGGAAUAAGACCAUCUUCUGCCAGUUGGUUGGGUUGCUUGGGCUUGACAGGGAAGAUGGCACCAACACAGAAUUUAAGACUCAGAAUCAUACUUCAGUUUAGUGUCAUACAUGCUGGUCUUUAAUUUUUGUUAGACUCUGACCUCUUAGUGAUGGGGGUUUUUUUAGUGCUGAUGAGGAAAUGCUAGGGAUUCUGCUACACCUUGAGUAAAUGCCUGCUAAUUUCAGGGCAGCAAAAGUACAUCAUUAUUACAUAGUCAUCAAAAAUAAAGAGGACUAUAGAUAAUGAUAAAAAGUUGCUGGCAGGGGAGAAGUAAAAGGUCAUCUCCCAAAGAUUUGGAGAGAUGGAGCUCCUAGAGAAACAUGGCAUCCAUUGUCCAUUUUCACAGGAUCCUUAAUCCUCAGUUAUCUUUUUCCUAAACUAGCCAACACACAUUCAAAUGUUAUCAUAUUUAAAGUGAGCUUACACACCAAGUGAUUGCUGAAAGAACCGUCACAGACCAGACACAACAGCUUUCAUAUCAUACCCCACAAAACCUUAAGUAUGGGGCUCAAUAGAAUCAGCUGAUAGACAUCAAGUGACAGUUGACUGAGGGAUGAGAAAUCAAGCAAUGUGCAUGUAUGGAUCCGGCUUCAUCCUGACCAAAAGCCACCUGGGUUGAUUAGAAAUGGUUGGGCAGCACAACUGAGCAGAAAUAGAUUGUUGUUAGGUCUUGCUCUGAACCACUAACAACACCUUGUGAUGUCUGAAGGCUUAAAGAAGAUGUUUUAAGUUAAUUUGAAGUAAUUCAGUAAGCAAGGGACAUUCUACCUAUUCCUGUCUCAACAUCCACUUUUAAAAUUUGGUGGAUGAUCAAAACUGAGUCACACAUGGAAUUUGAUACUAGCUGCAGCAUUCAACUUUCUGAGAAUCUUGAAUUUUCAGAAAUUCUCUGUCUGGUCUGGUUUGUUUGUUUGUUUGUUUGUUUGUUUAUAUCCCACCAUUUCUCCCAAAGGACCACAGUCUACACUGACAGACAUGCAGGUUUUCAAUAUAACCUCAGCAGUUAGUGGGUGCCUAAGGGUUUGACACAUUACCAGUGGCUGGAGGAAGAAAGUCUUUGUUGCUGUGCGCCUCUCCAUAAAAGAAUUAGCAAGUGUGACUUGCCACGAAGUGCUGCAGUGUGCUGUGUGUCAGGGCUGGCCCCCAUCACCAGGCAAAGUGAGCUGGUUGCCUGAAAAGCGGGAAGCAGUAGCAAGAUGUUGGAAAACAGAGCUGCGCAUCCUGCACAGCUUGCCGAGUUGCCCCUCACCUGUCCUGCUCAGGUGCUGUUAGAAGGUGCUGUUCCAUUGUCAGUGCUGAAUAAGCUUCAGUCGCCAAUACGUUUGCCUUUGGUACAUGGAAAGGGAAGGGAUGCUAUUGUGGAAAGGGAAGGGAUGCUAUUGUCUCAUUUGCCUCGGGUAGCAAAACACCAUGUGGAUGAGCCCUGUGCUCACAGUUCUGGUCAGCCAGCCAUACCAUUUCCCCUUGCUAUUCCAUUCCAUUCCCUCCCCUCUCCAAGAUUUGUUUGUUUUUCUGUUUGUUUUUCUCCCAGAUCAGUCAGCAUACCAAGAUGCUAAUACUCAAUCCACACUGGACUACUUUUGGAGUUUCUCAUCAUCUUGGGGUUCCCCAGAGCCUGCUGUUACCUCCCUCUUGUGCACAGGUGGUACUAUUUUGGCCACAUGAACAGUGACACUCUCCUCUGAACUUUGGGAAUAGAGGGAGUCGUGCUAAAAUAAGCAAAUUGUUUUUAAUAAAUUUAAAAAUAGCGACAUUGGGAUCAUGGUGGCACAGAAUGCUGUGCUGGUGUUGAUUUUAUUUAUUUCUUUUUUAAAGUGUUUAAUACAUGCCUAACCACUGCAUAUGAGAAGUAAUGCAAAUCUAAAUUGUGGGUUGAGUGCCGCAUGUGAGUCACGCCUUCAUUCCAGCACUUGCUUUGAAUUGAUUGAUUUGGGGAACAUCUGGAUUAGUUAUGAAAAAAGCUCCUCUGUGCAUGUCUAGAGUGCCUCUCCCAAAACCCUGAGCAGCAAUAUAUUUUGGUUUCAGGCUAGAAAACACGCUACGUCCAGCACGCUCCUACUUUUUAAAAACCAAAGACCCAGCAGAGGUGGUUUUGUGUCUAUUUGGUGUGCAGUGGUGAGCCUUGUUGCAUGUGAGCUCACACAGAAGAACAUAGGAAGCUGCCUAGACUAGAGCAUUUCAAGGGGGGCGGGACUGUGCUUUAGUGUUUCCACUCCUAUCUCCAGAGCCAUUUCCAGAAAGUAGUCAUGGGAGACUUUGAAUCAGUGCCAUGGGAGUUGUUAUGUAGUCUCCCCCAUGCUGUUUAACAUCUAUAUGAAGCCUUUGGAAGCUGCCAUCAGGACAUCUGGAGUGCAUUGCCAUCAAUAUACAGGUGACACCCAGCAUUAUCUCUCUCCUCCAACUGAAUGAAGAGAGGCAGUCGAGGUGUUAGACCAAUGCUUGCAGGCAGUAAUAGGUCAGAUAUGGGUCAAUAAACUGAAGCUGAAUCCUGAAAAGACAGAGGUGUUAUGUGUUAUGUGUUCUGAGUUCUGAGUUCUGAGUCCUUACAUCUGGGAGGUGGCCAGCCCUGGAAGGGGCAAGUUUGCAGUUUGGGGUUUUUUUCUGGAUUCAACAGUGUCACUGAAGCCUCAGGUGGCCUCAGUGCCUUUUUCCAGCUCUGGUUGGUUCGCCAGCUACAGCCCCCUUUGGAUAGAAAUGACUAGACCGCUGGACUCCAUGGUUUGGUAACUUCCAAACUGGAUCAUUGUAAUGUGCUCUAUGUGGGGCUGCUCUUGAAAGAUGACUUGGAAACUUCAAUGGGUCCAAAAUUCAGCAGCUGCAUUACUGGCUGGCAUAUCCUUCAGAUUUCAUAUAACCCUAUUUUAAAAACAGUUGCUCUGGUUGCCAGUUUGUUUUCAGGCCCAGUUCAAGGAGUCCACAUUAACUGAGACGACUCAGGUCUCAAAUGCCUGAAAAAUGGCCUCCUUCCCUGCAGACCCUCUCAGGUGCUAAAAUCAGCAGAGGGAGCCCUCUUGGUGGUGGGGUGGUGGCCCUAGAAAGGGCAUUCUCUGUGGCUGCCCCUAAAUUGUGGGGCUGCCUCCCCACAGUGCUGCAUCUGGCACCUUUAUUAUACAGAUUUGGGUAAACACUAAAGAUGCACCUCUUUACCUCUGGCUUUUGACCCUUGAGAUGUAUAUUUUUGGGACCACUUUAUUUCUGUAUUUUAAAGUUAAUUUAAACUGUUUUUAAAAUUGUGUUUUAACUGCCCUGGGACCCUGAGGUGAAGGGCUGGGUAAUGAAUAGUAAUCAUCAUCAUCAUAGUAAUGUCUACAAUGGUUGACAGCAGCUUUCUAGAGUUCGAGUUCCUAGCAACCCUUAAACCACAGGGACCAGAAUUAGUCAAAGGAAAGAAUGUACUUUUAACGUGCUUUUAUGUGCACAAGUCUUGACUGCCAACAGCUUCCGUCCAGGAAACAUGUUUUCUGUAUCGUCCAUUGUAUGUUGGGCUCAGCUUCUGGCCCAGCAUAACCAAACUUCCUAAAUAUAAAACAGUGGUGGCUUUUAUGUGUCCCGUGUGACAAUGGAUCCAGCUUAAAUCCACAUGAUACGGGAAUAUGAAAGCUCCAUUGCUUUCCACACCCAUUUAAUUUCCCUUCCAUGUCAACUCUCACAUAUACAACUGCUACAAACAGUGCCAAAAAAGUUCAAAAGCACAGGUAAGCUUCUCAUGUAAAAGCUCCUUAAGAGAACUAUUAGCACAUCCCUUAAUGAAUGCAUCCCCAUAGGGCCAAACCACAUGUGACUCACCUGAUGUUCUAAAGCAGAUUUAAAAUGUGCUGCAAAUUUAAAACAAUGCAAAGCUGUGUGAUGAUAAGGAUAAUGAUGCUAAUAGUUGGAUAUUUUCAUGAGAUUCUAAAUUUAACUGAAACACUGGAGCACCGGAGGAAAUUGCAUCUUACACUUCCAAACAUAUACAUUCCUCUGAUCUAAAUUGUCCAUCCUUGUUCUUAUGUUUACCUCUUCACGCCUGUUUCAAAAUGCUCAUCACAGAUCUUCAGUAUGAGGUGUAGUUUGCCCCUAGUUUUGGGAUUUUCUGACUUUGUAUUUCCACUGCCCCCUAGCGGCCUCCUUGUGACAGAACAUAGGGUAACUUGAUUCCAGAUUGGAUUUUGAUUGGAGUUCUGUCUGGAUUCUGUUUAGUUCAUAAUCUGGCCUUAGAUGGAAAGACAUUUUCCUUUGCAACAGGAUCAUUUCUCCCUGGAGACUUUGGGAAAAGGCAGACAAGAAAAGUGAGGAAACUAAAGCACCAUAUGCUGAGUGAUACUUAAUACCUCCAGACUGAAGGGCUUCUUUUUUUGUUCACCCAACAUUGCGCUGUCAGUAUCGCACCCCGAGUGCUCUGCUAAUGAUACAAUAUCUCUGUUUCAGGAGGAGUUGCCUCUACCCUUUGAGCACUUCCUCCAGAGAAUUGCCAGGCGACCAAGACCUCAGCAAUUCUACGGCUUAAUGGGCAAACGAGAUUCUGGUGAGAACCCUUUUCCGAUCUCACUCUUUCAUGCAGCUCACUUGAUUUAUAUGCAAGAUGGUUUCAGCUAAAACUGUCGGCUCUUUUAUCAAAAUUGUUUAAACUUCCCUUUCUUUGGAAUCAGUUUAAAAUUAAAAGCCACCACAACUAACAUUUAGCGGUUGGACACGAUGCGUUUAGCAAAACACCAAAACGUUUACAUUCCCGUCCUGAAAAGUCCCAUGGAAAGAAACCCCCCUGCUGCAUGCAAUCAAAGUAUUUUCUAGUGCUGGGCUGAAUAAUUUCACCCAGUGAUUCUUCAUCAUUUGGAAAUAUGGGGUUAAUCUUGGAGAAGGAAGGAAAUUGGGGUCUCUGCAGUAGCAGGACCACCUCACCUCCUCUACUGGCAGAAGCUGGUGAAGCAGACAGGGAUGUCCAAUGAAACCUAAUUGCCUCUAAACCUAACCUAACCACCGAAACCUAAUUGUUGCUACACAAGUUGAGGGUUAGGGUUGCAGCCUCACUAUGCAUAAUAUCAGGGCAGGCUAUGAUGAGGAGCCUCAGACUCAGAUGCUGAAUGCAGCCCUCCAACUCAGGCCACACCCCUCCCCCAGGCCACACCCCCUCACCAGGCCACACCCCUCACCAGCCCUGCUUCCCAUCCUUCUUGAGAGUUUUUGCAUGACUAAAAUAUGUCUUUGAGCUCUGAGAAUGCCCUUUGCUUGCCUGAACGGACAGAGAGGGGUACAUACAAAGUAUCUAACUGUAUAAAGGUUAAAUAUGCAUUUCUUCUUCUUCAUUUUUAAAGAAACAAAUUGUUAUUGGUUUUUAAACAAAUACAAGACCCGUUAAAUGCUUUUCCAGCAGUACAUCUAAUGGUGUAUGUUCUAUCCAUUGACUCUAGACCGAAACUUACACAUUCAGUGUUCAAACAUAUAACUUAACGUGACCUCUCCACUGAGAAUAUUGAGCUGUUGGUAUAACAAGGUCUUGAUUUUGAUCAUUAACAUGGUUAAAGAAAGGGGGCCAUGUUUCUUGGAAGGCGUCUCUGUUCGUUAUGACUUUAAUUGUCCUCCUGUGUCUGGUGAGACGCUCAGAGACUGCUGUAUCCCAGAUAUUACUUUCUCAUAUGUUCAGGGGUAUUUCAGUCUGGUUCUUCCAUUGUUGAGCUAUUGCUAACCAAUAUAUAUUUCUUCUUCCAUCCACUCAUGUCUCUAUCCCCCUCCACGACUUGCAUGCAGCCUCUGGGGAGUUACCCAGAAGGAAAGUUGGUCCUCAGGUAAAAAGAUCUCUCCUUAUCCACCAAUGCGCGCGUGUGUGUGCGGGCACACACACACACAGUAGUAGCAACAAUACCAGUGAAUCUGCUAAAUUACACUGCAUAUAAAACCAGUAGUUAACAAAAUCCAUUUCAUUUUAUUGCUGUAUUUUGCAUCCGGAACAUCCCUCGCAGAGGGAUUUAGUGGGGAAGUUGGGGAAUGUAUAAAGGCAUGUUCUUUUUUUAAAGGAAGCUCGUGCAGGAAGCAAUCCUGGCGUAUUGUGCCUGUAUUGAAAAGUGUUUCGUGGCCAUGAAUUAUUCGGAAAAUAAUCAGUGCAUUAACUGCAAUGUAACGCUACUGAGCUGGUGCUAAACGCUUUUGUUCUUUUCAUGAACACGACACAAUGAAAUGCCAUCUCUACUACUUCAGCUAAUUGUUUCUUUUUUUAUUGUUUUCCAGGAUACAGCCCUCUCUCCCAUAAAAGUAAGUUAAUGCUGGUUUUUCUGGAAAUAAUGCUGAUUCCUUCCCCUACAAUAAUUGCCCAGUGUGCCCUUUCCGGCUGAUUUCAAUGCAACUGAUAUCCAGGACUGCAAGUUCACACCUGUUUCUCAUUGCUUCCAAACCAGAAACAGGGAAAUGCUGAAGUACAUUCUGGAGCUUCAUGUUAACAAAAGCUGCUCUGUGAUUGUCUGUACAGGGGACUUCGUGUAAUUGCAGACAAUAUAAUUCACGGAUAAUUUUUGCCAAUUGGAGGGAAUCAGGUGAUCACUGCGUGGCUCCAAUCUGACUCUUAAGUGGGAGUCAGCACUUCUGAACACAGUGACACUUACUUCUAAGUAAACACACAUAGGGUUGCUCUGAAUUUCCAUUGUGGCAACAGCUUGCUUACUCAGAAGUAAGUCCAAAUGAAGUGGGAUUUACUCCCAAGUAAGAGGGGUGAGAGUCCAGCUUUGGUUCCCCUGAAGGCAACAUGAAUUCAUACUAACUUUUGAUUUCAAUGGGACCUAGCCAUGACUAUCUACUAUUGAUAGAGGCACAAAUGUACCCCAGUGUGUCAUUGGAUCACGGCCACUUUGUGAAAGUAAUAACAGUAUCACUUAUCGUCAGGGCUGGUUAUAGUAGGGCUGCCAUAUGUCCAGAAUUUCCCUGACAUAGCCGGGAUUCAUCUGUCAAAAAUGGCUUCCGUGCAGAAUUUUGAAAAGUGGCUACAAUAUCCAGGAAAACCGGGGGGGGGGGGGAGGGACGGCAGCCCAAAUAGGAAGUGUUGGUUUUUUGGUGAUUUCUGUAAAAAAAAAAAAAAAAAAGGUAAAAACUUCAUUCGGAGAUUUUGCAAAACAAAAGGGAAAAAAAACCCUCAGCAUCUCCCCCCCCCCCAGUGUUCGGAUUUUCACUUUUUGAAAUCUGGCAACCCUAGCUUAUGGUUAUGCACAAAGGGCAUGCAUAGGCCCUCCAGAGGCUGUUGGACUACAAUUCCCAGCAUCCUUGGCCACUGGCCAUGCUGGCCGGGGCUGCUGGGACUUGGAGUCCAUCAACAUCUGGAGGGCUACACACACAGACCCAGCUUAGCUGUGCAGCUAGGGCCGGCAUAGGCAAACUCCAGAUGUUUUGGGACUACAACUCCCAUCAUCCCUAGCUAACAGGACCAGUGAUCAGGGAUGAUGGGAGUUGUAGUCCCAAAACACCUGGAGUUUGCCUAUGCCUGAGCUAGGGUGACCAGAUGCAAAGAAGAGGGACAGGGCUCUAGCACCUUUAAUAGGUAUGUAGAAGAGGGGAUUUCCCCAGAUGUGGUUUGCAUGACAAGGUGCACCUGCUGAAGUCCAGGCUUCUAUGCACAACUGUUUAAGGUUCAGGAGCCCUGCUCACUUAUGCACCUGGCCACCCAACAUACAGCAUUACUGACAUUAUUUCACCAGCACUCAGAACGUUGUGGCUUUAACUCUGGGAACAGUAGCAAAACUUUAAAUGUGCAAAUCUACCCAGAGGUGAGAGUAAAACCAGGCCUCCUGACCUAGGCUCCUAUGGUUGCUUUUUUCUUCUUCUUAAAUCAAUUUGGUUUAAGGUGCAAUCGUAAACAGAUUUACCUAGUAAAAGUCCAAUUGAACUCAGACUAACUCCUGAGCAGAGGCGUAGGAAGGUCAGGUGGUACCCGGUGCGGAAAAUUUCUUGUCACCCCCCUACACAUUGAUUUUUAUUUUUAUUUUUGCAGGAAAAAAUGGUUUUACAUUAUUUCAUAUUUUCUUACAAAGGAAUAAUAAUAAUAAUAAACUUUUAUUUAUAUCCCACCCUCCGCGGCCGAAGUCAGGCUCAGGGCGGCUAACAUCAGAUACAUAGCACUGGUAUAAAAUCAAACAAUAAUUAAAUUACCUCCUAAAAACAUGUCAAAAUCAAAUUAAAGUCUAAUUAGAUGGCUUUCCGCAGGGUUAGGGUUGGGAACAGUAAAUGCUCUAAUGAAUUGAAAUUUCAGCCUUCACGACAUAGGAAAACGGCCAAGUAAACAGCUAUUUUCGUGGCGGAGGGUCAAUAUAUUAACUGAUAUGCAUGAAAUUUCAUAUAUAGCUAUAUAAUCCCUAGUGUAGUAAGAUAAGACUUUUGGAGCAGGCAUUUUUUUAAAAAAAUAAUAAUAUCAUGAACCACCCUAGUAGGGCAGUAAUUGUUCCUUGCUAGUUUGUCACCCCCCUCCAUGAUGGAACCUGGGGGAACCCACCCCCCCUUCCUACGCCCCUGCUCCUGAGUAGGUUUGCAUGGGAUUGCAUUGUGAUGCGAACUUCAUAGCCCAAGGUCUCGGGGUUUUUUUAGAGUUUGCAGACAUGUACACAAAAUAGUACAUUAUUACUUCUGGAGUGGGGAUGUCUUGUUCUCUGAACAUCUUGCAACCGUAAAUGAUUGUUACAAUUGUUAACACAUUAAUGCAAACUGCACCAAUAGUGAUUUUGGGUCAAACAGUACAACUUUGCACAUGUCUACUCAGAAGUAAGCCCCGAUUGUGGUCAAUGGGACUUACUCCCAAGUAAGGGUUUAUAGUAUUACAGCCUAAAUCUAAUUCCAGCACUAGCUUGAACGUGUCAUUUGAUUUAGGUUGUUCCAUGCGAUACAUUAUAUAUAAGCCUAGGCAACAAAAACUGCAGGUUGCAUUUUGUUAGAGAAAAAGCAUAUCAACAGAGAGAGAUAUUUUCCCCAAAACUGUCCAAAGCCAUACAAAUCCAAAUGCUUUGAUUUCAAUAAGACCAAUGCUAAGAGGGUUUUUUUUGGGGGGGGAGGGGAGUUGUAUUUUGCCACAAAUUAAUAAGACUCCUAGCCAUCCGGGAUGGUGGCUAUAUUAAAUCACUAGGAUUACCCAUUUGAAUGACAAUUAAAACUCUUCCAGCCAAAACUCAUCUAGCUGUACUUAGUGGCUGCUUUCAAAAUUAUAGUGUGCUGAGCAAGGCUGUCUCAGCUUGGGAGACAAAUCUUUUAUAUACGCAGAUGUCUGGCUUCUGAAAGCUUUGCCAUUUGUUUUGUCUUGAUCAAUAGUUUUAACUAGACAAAACUCUUUCCAAAGGGGGAAUUUAUAGCUGCCACUCGGUUUUGGGGAAUUAAAGAAGGGGGAAGUCUUUGGUCAAGUUAGCCUAUUGCAGCUCUCUUCUUUCUGUAAGCAGUGGAGCCCAGGUGAGCCUUUACAAUGUAUGUUCCCUUUGGGAGGAAAAAGAAAUAGAGACUUUGGUGAGUAGAUGCCAGAGCUUUGAUCUAAUCCAGCAUCAUUCUUCUAAAGCUUAGAAAGGAAGAAGGGGGCAGUGGCAUGAAAGAAACACAAAGGAAAAACAGAUAAGUUGAAAGAAACAGAUAGAGCAAUAGCUGGCAAGCAGAAGGGACAGGAGAGGAUACAGGUAACAUCAGGAAGAGUGUGUGGAGGGGGGAGUGAAAGAUUCUGCCAGCAUCUUCUACUUUGGGCUGGGAAAGUUGUCUGUGAUGCACCUUGACUGCACAUUUCUAGUAACCGGUCCUUUCUAUAGCACUUCUCAGUGCACAGCCAGUGUAAUGUACCUGCCGCCCUCCAGAAAUUACUUAACUACGACUCUCAAUAUUCUUGCAAAAGUGUCUUGUAGUUCAAGAUAGUUUAGUCAGUAGAACAUGAGACUCUUGAUCUUAGGGACAUGGGUUCGAGCCCAACGUUGGGCAAAAAGAUUACUGCAUUGCAGGAGGUUGGACUAGAUGGCCCUUGUGGUCCCUUCCAACUUGACAGAUUCUAUUAUUUAUCCUUGCAACAAUUCAAUAAGAACAGCUACACUGGGGGUCACAAUUUGCCCAAGGCCCUGCAGUAAGCUUUGCAGUAAGCCCUGGUGCAAAGUCAAACUCAGUUCUCCGACCAGUUAGUGUGACUCUCUAAAAUUCACUUUCCCUACAUGCACCAAAGGAUGUUAGCCUCGUCCUUAAAAAAGUAUUUUUGCAAGGCAACAUUUUCUUACAGAACUUAGUAAAUGCACUCUAAAAUGUGUCAUCACCCCCUAUUUGAGCUCAUUGGACUGGGACUCUUGGCUACAAAAACCAAGGAACUGUAACUGAAGCUAAGCCCCAAGAAACCUCAAGGUAUUUUAAAAGAAAGAAUUAAGCCAUGAUUCUUCCCAGCACAUGUUCCAUCAUUAAAGACAGCUCAAGAACAACUGUAGCUUUCAAACGAGGCUGGUAGCUCAGUGACCACUAUUUAACUGCUAAUCCAAACCCAUAUUGAAUGAAUAAACACUGGCAAUUAUUUGAGUAGGACACAGAAGUAAUAGAUGAGGGGUACUCUUGUCUUUUCUUAAACUAAGACCUAGUGAGGUGCCACAUUUAAUCAUUUGCAGUUUGUUUCUACUGUGUAUUCACCAUGAACACGCAUUGCCACAAGAGAGAGAGAGAAAGCUGUAUUUCAAAUGUACUUAAACACCCCCAAAUAUAUUUUUCAGGACAUAAAACAGAUUCAUUUGUUGGACUCAUGGGCAAAAGAUCUUUAGAUUCUGGUAUGUAUAAACUACAGCGAAGCCUGCAAGCACAACCUCUCUAACCUACUAUUUUAAAUAGUAAUAAUAAUAAGUAUGUUCAUAAUAUAUCCAUCUUCACAUAGGAAGUUGCCUCCCGCCAUUGGCUCAUCUUGCACCUGGAACCUGAGACUUCGUGCAUGCCAAACCUGAGCUCUGCCAUUGAGUUUCAGUGCCUCCCUCAGUCAAACAGCUCUUGGCUGAAGUAACAACCAGUUGCAUAUUUUUGGGUGGCAAAACUGCUUCAUGGAGGGGAAAGGCACCAUGCCAUACCUCUCCAGUCAAACCUAUUUUCACAUUAAGCUGUCAUUCUGUUGCUGCUAGUUUAUCAAGGCUUCAUUUACCCACCGAAAAUGUGAUGUCUGCUAGUGGGUCCACGAGACAUGUAAUUACUGAAUAACAGGAAAAAAGAGACUGUGGUUAGUUUAUAUGUGUUCUAUAGACUAUUGAAAGGUUUUAAAGGAACACCCUCUGCUAUUUUCUUAAGUGGAGUAGGAAACCAAACUGCCUAACAUGUUUAGCAAUUAUUUAAGCUUGCGUUGCAAACUAUUUUUCUGAAAUUCCAAUUGUCGGUUGCUUUAUUUCCAACCCAGUAGCGUUCAUCACUGCAAUAUUAUGUCGGUACUCUGUUUAGUUUUACAAAUUGCUAUGAAUCAUGAGCAAUUGAGUGUAGGGUUUAUCUCUGGGUAGAGUAGCCAUUAGAUACUAAGGCACUUGCAAAUACCAAUUGACAGAUUCAAGCUCGAGUUGAGAUUCUGUUCCUAUUGUGAUCUGAAAAUACAAGAAGUGCGAAUAACCAUGUUUUUAAAAAAAUCUUAUUACUUCAGAAUUGCUGUAAUGUAUAGAAUAAUUUACAGCUAGUUGCCUAAAGUGAGCAUGAACAAUAGAUAUUCAUCACCACACUUGGAAACUGAAAUAUUCUAGCCUGGAAGAUUAAGUUCCGAUUUCAAUCAUCUCAGUAUUCAUUGUUCUUCUCCUCUACUCUGGUGUCACCCACAGAGCCUGAGUGGCUGAAGACAAUGAAAUAUAUAGAUCUGAUUGCAGAAAUGAAAGGAGGACAGUGUCUUUCAUUGCUAGAGAUAUAUACCAGAGUUUUAUGUACAAAAAAACCCCUCUUAUUGCAUUUUGGUGUGCUGCAGAAAAACAAAACAAAAAAUGGGAAGUGGUUUCUUUUUAAAGAGACAUUUUCCACACUUUAGUUCAAUCAAAUGUUGAUGCUAAAGUAGUACUGACAUACCCUGUAAUUUAUUCACUUUAGAGCGGUCCUUUUAAAUUCAGUGGGGCUUCUUCAAAGUGUCCGAGCAAGAUUGUGACCUAGCUCCCAAUUCACUGUGCAACACCAGACCUCUGGGAUUAGUCACCUACUGGAAAUUAUAUAACAGUAACCUGAAAUUAAGAAGUCUCCUUUCUGAAAGAUAUUGUAUAGACAUUACAGAUGGCACCAGGGUUCCAGGCAGACGGACAGCUUUUGAGAUAUUUUGAGCUGUAAGGGAGUCAAGCAAGUCAUUGCCUCCCAGUUUCCCAACUGGGAAUAUAUGGUUUGUAUAAGCUACUGAGCAUGCUCAAUCCUUAUUAUGUUUUUUUGUGAGGAAAGGGUAGCCUCAUUUUGUUUUGCUCUUUCUUUAAAAAAGGUUUUGUACAUCUGCCUUCCUUGGGGUUCACACAAGUAUGUUGAUACCUCGCUUUCGCUUCUCCAGCGUCCAGUCCUGUCGACACUCAGCCACCUGAGUCUGCUGUUAUACAGAAUGACAGCACUGUGCAAACAUUAGCAAUCGCAUAAUAUCAUUUUCUUUGGGUGUAUCUUCCUUUGUUAAAUAAGCUCUCAUUGAAAGGCUCUGCCUCUAGGAGAACUGAACCAAGUCUAUGGGGACUAGGCCUGUUCCAGACCGUCCAAGUGUCCCUAUUUUCCAGGGACAGUUCCUGAUUUAGAGAAGCCAUCCCAGUUUCUAAUUUGAUCCCAGAAUGUCCCGCUUUUCCUUAGCCUCCCUAUUUUCAUGGAAGAAAUGUUGGAGGGGAGUUAUCUGACCCCUGAGCCACCUGAAGGCAGCCCUGUAUAGGGAAGUUUUUCAAAUGUUUAAUGUUUUGUUAUGUUUUAUAUAUAUGCUGGAAGCUACUCAGAGUAGUUACGGUAGUUAGGGCAACCAAAUCAGAUAGACAGGGUAUAUAUAGUAUAAUUACUAUUAUGGAAUAGGUUGUCCUGUUUUCAUCAGAGAAAAAAUGGAGGGUAUGCUGUUCUAACUAAGGGGAAGGGCAGAUAGAAACUCUGAAUGCUUGUGUGGAGCUACUUUAAACUGAGUUACUGUGUGGGUCCAUUUCAUGCAGCAAUGUCUUCCCUGACUGUAAGUAUCCAGGUUCUCAGACAGAGGUCAUUCCUAUUGUCUACUAUGUAAUCCUUUAUAAAUGGAGAUACACAGGAUUGAAUCUGGCAACUUUUGAAGGUAUGCAAGUCAACUACUCUAUCAGUGAACUAUGAUCCCAUGAACCUCUGAGCAGGCAUUAAUCUGGACUGAGGUCUUGGCCUAUUGUUCAGCAAACCUUGUGACAUUCUGCUGCUUCCUUAAGCAUUUAGGAUUUCAGGACUUCUUUUUAGAGUAGAUGACUGGUAGAAUCCAUCAAGCAGCCAGGAUGAUACCGAGUUAGGAACAUUUCUUGUACAGGAAGGGGUUGUUCACAAGUCUUUGGGGUGGUCAAAGUUCUGGAAGUGAUUUUUGCUACUAAUAUGUGGUGCCCUUCCCUUUUUACAGGUAGCUAAGAUAAUUUUUCAGCCUCUCUCGUCUCCUCGGUCUAGCCCCUCUGAGGCACCAGGGGAAUGUAGCCGGCCUCUGUCACACUGCCUCAUAUGCCACCAGUUCUCCCAAGUCUUUCAGCCCUCCAGACUGCCUAGGCUUUGUGAGUCAGAGACAAACUCCAGGCUUCAGGCCUGCCCUGAAUGUUGCCAGCUGACCCAACUGCAUGGAGAUGGUCAGCUGAUGUCACAGGCAAAUGAAGACUCAACCUGCCACACUGAAAGACCAAUUUCUUACAAACGCGGAAUGAGUCUUCUGCAGCACCAGUAGCAGUGCCAGUUCCGCGAAUCAGAGCGGUCAUAUAAAGUAUACAAAGCACUUCGUUUGCUAUGCCCCUUCUAAUUCCAACCUCUUAACAUAAUGAAGAGCAAGUUUAAACUAGAGGCAUCUUUUGCUACAACUACUUCCAGUUCUGUAUUUCUAAUCCGUCACAAGUGUGGAUUAGAAAAGCCCCACUUGAAAAACCACUUUAUCUCCAACUGUAAGAGCAAAUGGGCGAUUAAACUAAAUCUUGACUGUACAGGCCCUGGUGGAGCCCUGGUUCUUAUGUUGCAGCAAAUGCUGAAGGCAGGAAAAUUCAUGUUUAAGGAAAGGUGUGCCAGUGUGGACCUUUCUCUGCUUCCUUGGUUCGACUGACAUUCUAAAAAUCUACCCCAUAAUAGUGAAAUGCAAUUAGAAGGGGCAGAGAGAGCAGAGCAGUUACCUUCCACAUUUAGCCUGUUGCAUGCUGUGUUUUUUUCUCAUUCUCCUUAUUGGAUGAUGUGAAUUUUCACAGCAGCUGAUGAUAUGAAAAGCCGGCGUGAAGGGGUCUUAGCUGCUCUUCCAAUACCAUAGGCAGGGCCACCUCGCCUAUGAAGCAGGGUGAGGCAGCUGCCUCGGGCAGCAGACCUGGGUGGAGCGGCAGAUCCACCUGCUGCCACCUCUGCUGCCUUCUUCUCCACCACCACCACCACCGCCUCCUCCUCUCAUCCCAAUGCUUCUCUCCACGUUCCCCUUUCAUUCCAAUGCUGGUUUUCACUCCUCCCUCUCAUCUCAAUUGGCAGCAGAGGUGCCAUUUUGUGGUUCACCUCAGGUGCCAAAAUACCUUGGGCUGGCCUUGAUCGUAGGGCAUUGCAAUGCUUCAGAAUUUUUUGCUAUCAGAAAUGAGUGGCAUCUCUUUUGACAUCUAAGUUAACCAGUAAAUGAGCAACUGUAGCCACAGAUGAACAAUUAAACACCCCACUUCAUCCCAGCCCCAAACCAAUGCUGGCUACUGUGCCACGGGGCACUUCUUGAAUAACUGAGUCAGUGAUGUUAGUUAUAAUGUGUCUAAGGAUGGGGAAUAAAUUUGAUUCUAUUUGCAUUUAAAGACAAACCUACCUAAUUCACAAAAGGGCAUAUAUUAGGAGAAAUUCACAUUUUUAUGAGGACUAUUUUAAAAAUCACAAACAGAUAUUGAAAUCUGAAGUGAAGAUGGGGGGGGAUGAGAAAUUGGAAUUGAGAGAUUUGCCCAUCCCUGGUUAACUGCUUUCUUUUUGCUGCUUUCGCUUGUCUCUCUUAUCUUUCCUCCUCAACAUCCUGCACCAACAGUUCUUUGAAGGACUUCCACUUUAUUUCCUCACCAUUCUGAGCCCCUCUUCUUUGCCAGCUUGUGUUCUAAAACCACUCGGAGCAGAAGACCAGGGGUGAGGACCCUGUAGGACCCUCGAGAUGCUGUUGGAUUCCAACUCCCAUCAGCCUCAGUCAGCAUGGCCAAUAGUCAAGGAUCAUGGGAGUUGGAGGCCGACAGCAUCUGGGGGCCACAAUUGGUAUAGUAGCCAUGAUUGAUUUAUAGGGAAAUUAAUGCACUGGCAAAGGCACACACUUCAAUUGGGAUGCACAAACGCAACUUGAGACCUACAGAGGAGAGAUCAAACAGGCGGGGAAUGCAAAGCACAGUACAUUUCACACAUUGAAACCAAAACUAUACUGGAAGGAAGGACACUCUUGGCUGCAAAGCACCUGAUCACAACAGCCAUGUGCACAGCUUUUUCCUGGUCUUGAUCAACUGCCAGUGAGAUUUGGGGCCAGGGAGGAUGUCAUAAAUUCGGAUGCUCUACCAUGUUAAAAGUUAACAAGAAUCUGCACAGAAAAUAAACAUGUGAGAGACUCCUGCUUUCUGUCCUGACAAGCUAGGGAAUGCGCAGGAACAUUUAACUUGUGGGAACGUUCAUUUGAUCCUCCCACAUCUGUAAUCUGAAGUGGCUUAGCCCAGCAACAGGUACAUGAGACGAGGCUACCAACUGGGCGUCUUAUUUAGCAGCUUAACAUGAGCAGCCCUCAUCCUUAAAGAUCUGUGCCAGUCCAAAAGUUAUUGUAGCAAAUGCUAUCAGCACUACUGUGGAGGGAAGGGACGAAAGGAGAGGCAGAAAGGUAAUGCAAAACCUUAGGAUGCCACCAUUUUCUCUGAUUUACUUUUUGGUACCUUUGGGCACUGUCUAAAAGGAUGGGUCCCACCCAGCACUUGCCUCUCUGGGUGCUAAGCUACCAAGACAACCCUGAUUUCAACAGGAGUUGGCCUCCCCAAAGUUCCAUACACUCAAAGAACCACAGAGGUAGAAGGUCCCAAAGACUUAACUCCAUACUCGGAAUUGACAAGGCAGGAUCUUGCAACUACAGCGCUCCUGACCAAUGACUGCCUAGCCUCUGCUUCAAUACCUCCAUCAAAGGAGAGCCCACCCUUUCUCUUGCCAAACAGGUUCUUCUUAUGUUCCUUUGUUCUCUUCUCCAGGGUAAACAUAUGCAGCUCUUUCAACCAUCUCUCAUAAGACUGUCCUGGUCACCCUCCUCUGGAUAUACUCCAGUUUGACAUAGGAAGCAGCCUCAUACAGAAUCACAGUCAGUAAUGUUCACACUGAGCAGCAGUGGUUUUGCCAGUCCUACCUAGAAGAUGCUAGGGACUGAACCGGGGACCUUCUGCAUGCAAAUCAGAUGUUCUGCUAUGGACCCACAGUCCUUCUCCAUCCUUCUUCAAUGUCAAUGGCUUCCUUAACAUGUGGUACCCGAACUGGGCCUGGAAGUCCUAUGCAGGCUAUAGUGGAAUAAGCUUAUGCUUCUAGACCGAUUUACCAUGAUUCAUACAAUGUCCGAUAGCUGAACGGCAUUCAAAUUAACAUGUCAUGCUUUGUUGUUGUUUUGUUUCCCUCCCAGGAUCUUCUGAAUGGAAUGCAGCGCAGAUGUACGAAAGGAGACGUAAAUGAGACUUCCCUGUCCGUUAUAUGUUGAGAUUUGUUUGUUUAAAUGGCCAAGUUAGUGUAAUAUAGAAGAGCCAUUGCAAGGAAUUAUUUAUUUAAGACUGGUCUUUCUUUUUUUAACGUUGUAAAUUUAAUUAAAAAAACAAAACACAAUUAUUUUCCCCCACCCCUUCCUAUUGUGGCAUUGAUACAUACAGUAAAGUGGUAUGUGAAAGAUGGAUUCUACUAUGGCAACUCCGUACGGAAUAAAGAAAUCCCUGGUGUUUCACAACAAAGCACAUUAUUUGAUAUGUUCUGUGAAAGAGAUGUUCACCAAAUGUUUUAAAAAAGUGGUAAAGAAAUAAUAAUAAUAAUAAUAAACCUUUGUUAAUUUAUAGCAAUUGUAUCAGCUUCACUACCAACGCCAAUUUGCUCUGGUGUCUAGUGCCUCAAUUUGUGUUCAUAGCCAAAAGGGGAAAAAAUGUACUGUAAUUUCUGUAGCUAAAAUAUAUUUGUAUCAUUGCAGCAUGGUUUUUUUGUUUGUUUGUUUGUUUGUUUCAUGCACACACAUAUAUUUUAAAAAGAGAGAGCUUUAAAUGUGAAUCUAGAAGUCUUUGUUUCAUUAUCUGGCAUUUUACAGCAGUUAACACUUUAAAUAAAAGAAAAAUCUACUCUGG
Podarcis lilfordi (Lilford's wall lizard) is the source of this 26038-nucleotide messenger RNA. The record is from the annotation of a GenBank genome assembly. Lineage: Eukaryota; Metazoa; Chordata; Lepidosauria; Squamata; Lacertidae.